UUGAGAACAUUUUUGUUACUUUUGUAAUUAUUCAAAAAUCAAGUACCCGUUCUACAGUAAAAUGUACGGUUGAAAAACUGUAGCAAAAUCGAUAAGAAUUGUAAACAGAAAGUAAUGUAGCAAAUUAAUUAUUUGUAGUCAAGUUAGAGAUUGUUUUUUUGUUUGGAGUUGUGUGCGGGCCAACGUGAUGACGUCACACACGCGACGUCAGUCGGUGGGCUGUGCAGGAAUGUGCGCAAACUUUUCUUCCUUCUCCUUCGUCGUCGUCGUGUGAAAGUUGUCCGAAAGCCAGCGGCUCGCUCGACAAAUUCGUCGCCGAAGAGCGGGAGGCCGAAAUCAAAAAAGUCAGCAUGGCCGCUCCCUCCGUGUUCUCGAUGGAGACGUUUCCGCUGAUGGACGACGACGUCCGCAGUUCGGCGGCCCCGCAGCUGGUCAUGCUGGCCAACGUGGCGGCCGUGGCGGCCGUAGACGGCGGCGGCGCCCUGGCGGAAGGGAGCGUGGCUGACGACAAGGAGAUGAUGGAGCUCAAGACGGUGCCGUGCGGGUACUCGGAUAGCGAGGAUGAGAGCGUCGUCAGGUACGGUUACGACAACCGCGACGUCUGCGUCAAUUACGCUGAGGCCCCGGGGCUCGACGCCACGCGAGGACAGAACGGCGGACGGGAAGACGAUGGCGAAUUCCCGCCGGCGAAAUCGAGCGGCCCCGUCCCGCCCCCGCACAAAGACGCACCUGCGGCGCCCGCCGUCCCCGCCCCGCCACCGCACAAAGACGCACCUCCGGCGCCUGCUGUCCCCGCGGAGGGGCCGAAGAAGAAGAAGCCCUUUCAUUGCAAACCGUGCCACUUUCAGGCUCACGACGAGAAAGGAUUCGUAGACCACCUGCGGACGCACGCAGUCAGCAAGAUGGCGGUGGUGAAUCGCGUGGAGGGGCGCAGCAGACUGAAGGCCAAAGAGGCCCAGACGGCCCCGGACGGCCGCGGCGAGGAUGCGACGGCGACGGCGGGGGACGCCAAAGGCCUGAUCCGGUGCGAGCGCUGCGGUUAUAACACCAACCGCUACGACCACUACGUGGCACACCUCAAGCACCACAGCAAGGACGGGCAGGACCACAGAGUGUUCAAGUGCACGUUGUGCGCGUACAGCACGGUCAGUCAGUACCACUGGCGCAAGCACCUGCGAAAUCACUUUCCCAGCAAACUGCACACGUGCACUCAGUGCUCCUACUUUUCCGACCGCAAGAGCAACUACAUCCAGCACAUCCGGACGCAUACUGGUGUGCGUCCGUUCCAGUGUCCGUACUGCGACUACUCCAGCUCUCAGAAGACCCACCUGACCAGACACAUGCGGACACACUCCGGCGAGCGACCUUUCAAGUGCGAGAGCUGCAACUACCUGGCAGCAAAUCAGCACGAGGUGACCCGCCACGCCCGCCAGGUCCACAACGGUCCCAAACCGCUGGCGUGCCCCUACUGUGAGUACAAGACGGCCGACCGCAGCAACUUCAAGAAGCACGUCGAGCUCCACCUCAACCCUCGCCAGUUCCUCUGCCCACUGUGCAAGUACGCCGCGUCCAAGAAGUGCAACCUGCAGUACCACAUCAAAUCGCGACACUCGGGCUGCAAUGUCACCGUAGACGUCUCCAAGGUCAAAUUGAGGGUCAAAAAACCCGAGGAGCCUUCCAAAACAAAUCUGUCCGGCGGGGAGGAGGACUGUGAUGGCGAGGAGGCAGACAAGGAGCCGGUUCCUCGAGACAAACCGUCUGGACCAAUUAAGGAGCCCAUUCCUCGCGACAAACCGUCUGGUCCCAUUAAUCUGUCCGUCAGAAAGAGCGGAAAACCGCGGCAGAGUGAAGACGAGCCAGAAGUGAGUCCCGGGGAAUCCAAUGGUUCUGCGGUGAAAGUGGAGCAGGAGAAAACUAUCACGACAAGACAAAAGAAGUCGAAGGAGAACCAGGAAGACGUGGUCAGAGUCGUGAAGGCCAAGAGAAGAGUCAAGAAGACAAUGACCGAUAAACCGUCUGACUUGGAAGCAACAAAGGACAAGAGGGAGAAGUUGGAAGUGGAAGGAACGGCGGGGCAGCACGCUGGAAAUGAAAGGGGCAAGCCGAGGAGGUCCGGCAGCAAGAAGUCUGAACAAGAAGACCCUACUCCACAAGGUCUUCAGAAGGACGCCAAAAAGAGGAAAGCGGUACAAGCGCUCAACAUUUCGGGCGCACCCACCUCCAAGGUCCGGCGGCUCCGAACCAGCAACAAGUCCAAUCCCACUUCAAAAUACAAGCACGGUUCCAAUGUACCGCCCUCGUCCAGCUUGCCUACCAAAAGGGCCAGGAGAUCCACCAGAAAGCCUUUGGCAGAUCAGCCAGAGAGCCAGCCCGGCGUUCCGGAUGUGCCAGAGAGCUCCACGCGCCCAGUUGAGUCGACCGCCGCGCCGGUAAAGGCCACGAAGCCCUUCGUCAGGACAGAAGAAAGUCCCGCAGACGGGGCUGCUGACGCAACCCCUGCACCGCCCACUCCGGCUAAAGCCUCCCCCCUGCCGCCGGAGUCCCUUCCAGGGAGUUCCUGCAAAGCAUUGGACCUCGAGGACGACGAAGGUGUCCACAGCAGCCACGAAGGAGGCGGCGACUGCGGCAACGUCAGCGACAACAGCGACGGUGCCUCCGAAGGCAGCGACGACUCGGGACUCAACGGAAAUGGCGCUGAAAAAAUGGCCACUGACCCAGAGACGCCCACCCAUGAAAUUCCCACGCCGACCGAGCUCAAAAGUCACGUGUGCAUCUUCUGUGACCGACAUUUCCCCGUGGAGGCAGAAUACCGUCGCCACCUCAAUCGCCAUCUUGUCAACGUGUACUACAUGGACGCAACGCCGACGGGCAACUGAACCCUUGCCGAACACUGAGCGGUCCUCUGCGACGUCCCUCUGAAGCCAAAGCACAAACACCCAUUUGAAAAAUACGGGCAGCAGGCGGCGUCCGCGGGCAAGCAGGUCGACGAAAACCUCCAAAAUAGAUUUUCUUGAUCACAUUCAGCUCACUAAACAUUUCACCUUGUUGUGCAUUUUUUUUUUUUUUUUUUUUUUUUUUUUACUUUGUGUCAACCUCAUCAGCUGUUGGCAGCCACUUGAUCAAUGUUAAAUUGAUUCUAAAAGGUUCAAUUCUCAUUAAAUCCGACGUGAAAAAGUGAGUGCCCGGAGUUGUGUGGACAU
Syngnathoides biaculeatus (alligator pipefish) is the source of this 3200-nucleotide messenger RNA. It is a transcript of the gene rest, whose product is annotated as RE1-silencing transcription factor. The transcript is spliced from 6 exons. Gene Ontology annotation, cellular component: nucleus. Gene Ontology annotation, biological process: regulation of gene expression. The record is from RefSeq and is a predicted model, not a curated record. NCBI's taxonomy places the organism in Eukaryota, Metazoa, Chordata, Actinopteri, Syngnathiformes, Syngnathidae. The coding region runs from base 351 to 2876 and encodes 841 amino acids.